UAUGAAUUUACCGUCUGUUUUCUCGGGCUCUUGACUAAAUAAUCCACACUACGGGACAUUCACACUUUCCUAGUUGUUUAAUUGUAUUUAUUGUUUCAUUGUAUUUAUCCGUGCUUUAACCUAGUUGAGGAGUCAGAUAUCCUGCCAUGCACAUAGCGUUUACGAAUUCCGAGCUUUCGGGUGCUCUCGAAGGCGUCAUAAUUCAUAUCCAAUGAGCCCCGCCCUGUCCGCGCUGUGCCGCUGACCGUCACCCUCUCAUCCGUCUGUACAGUUGCUGUCGCGCCUUCUCGCUCCCAGCUUCCAUGGCGACCGACUAGAGCAAGAACCUCUCAUGUCGACCAGCCGGUUAGCUCCCGUGAGCGAGCUGACGGGUGUGUUACGCAAUGGGAUGAACUCUGUGGACGAGCAGCACAGUACUUUAGCAUGCUAAGCUAACGUGGAGCCGCACAGGGAGAACACUAGCCAGUGGAGCGAGCUAGCGGCUGAGAGCUAACGGGAGCUAACUAGCCUUCACCUGCAGGUCGCUCAAGCUAACGAGCCGCGGGCAGGAUGGAAAGUGUGAAGGAGAACCAGUCCGGGGCGCCUUCAACUUCUCCAACACCGCAGGGGCCACUGGACACGAGCAGUGACGGCAGCCCCGCGAAGCCAAGCGGGUCGUCGUUCACAGCGCAGCCUGCGGGGAAGAGAGCCUCUGUCGGGGAGGAGGACGGCGGCGGCGCGGAGGCGAAACUCUUCGGGAAGGGACUCGCCGCCACCUCGCUGCUGCAGAUCGCCAUCAGGAACGGGAUCUACCAGAACCAGGUCGCCAACGCGAUCGGCGGGGCGGCCAAGAGCAUGAGCAUCCCCGUGGUGAAAACAGCCAGCAUCUACAGCCUGGCGUCGGUCAGCAGCAACGCUUCUGUCAACUCUUUGCUGAGCAGGAGGCGGCAGAGGCACCGGAGGAACCUGUCUCUGGGGGCUCCGCCGACCAGCAGCCCGCCGCCCGGCGUCGCCUCCGGGGAGGCGGCCGGUCCCGCCCCGUCAGCCUCGCCCCUGAGCACCCUCAGCCUGGACAGGAAGACUUUCCUUCGGCAGAAGCAGUCCAAGCAGCUCCAGGCCUCGGAUAAGACGUGGGUGAGAUCGGACCCGCGGCGGGGCUGCAUCCACGUCCACGACUGGCUCACGCCCUCCUACCCGCGGCCGGUGCUCUGCACGGCGGACACCACCGCUGCAGAGGUGGCCGGUAAGCUGGAAGGGAGCAAAGCUGGGGCUGUGUUGAGAAUGAACUGCAAAACUGCUGCUUUAGUCGACUUAAACGACAACUGUAAAGCUAGCAAUGGACAUCCUGAUGAGGUCAGUGUGGAUGUGGAAAACCCCAAAGCAGAGGAGAGUGAACCAACCAAAAAGUCUCACACUGACACUAAACCGCCCUCUCACUUGUUGGAUGAUCAAACCGCCAGUAACUCCUCAUCAGAGGUCUAUCUGAACGACAUUGGGGUGGAGUUGAGCCUGAGUGUGGCGGACUGCUAUGGGGUUUACUCAGGUUCAGACAUGGAGAGCAGCACCUGUGACGACUUCAGCUCAGGUGGGCCCAGAAGCACAGAGCAAAGGGACUCGCUCAGUGAUGGGCUGGGUUUGGGUACAGACUCCUCUGUGCUGAGUCCAAACGGGGACAGUGCCACAGAGGGACCCGACCCGUUUGAGAGCUCCUCAGAUGAAGUGGACCUCACCUCUUCCCCAACACAUCCAACCAGCAGCUCUGCUGGAGACCAGCAAGCGGACCCGCCCACCACAGACCCCUGCAGUGCUUCCAGCCAAGUGACAGCCACACUAGGGGAUACCGUAGCUGCAGCGGGGGAUAAUGUUGAAGCCCCCAACUUCAUCAAACCUCCAUCCAAAUGCCCCAGCAGCUCUCAGACUCGGCCCCUGUCCAGCCAAGCAUCUGUCCAGCCUGACCUGGGUCCCGGGGGGAGCAGAGGAUGGCCGGAGCCCAUCAAUACCAGUCCGACACCGGCUCUCUUUGUCCAGCUGCAUGGUGGAGCUGUGCGGAGGCUGGGAGAUGAUGAGAGGCCUCUUCAGAUAUUUAACGAGUACCUCAUCAAUCUGGGAUUUGAAGACCCAUGGAGGGUUCAAGGGGAGGGGAUGAAUCCAGAAGUUGGUUGCCUGAUACGCUUCUACUUUGGCAAGCCUCGAAGUGUGGGUGGUUCAGAGCGCGUGCAGAUUUCUGGGGUGUUCAACGUGCGGAAAGGGAAGCUGGCGUUGCCGGUGAACCGCUGGUCGAAGCGGCAGGUAACACUGAGUGGAACCUGCCUCAUUGUCUCAUCGGUGAAACACGCCCACACCGGCAAGAUGCACAUCCUCCCUCUCAUCGGAGGAAAGGUAGAGGAAGUCAGGAGACACAGCCACUGUCUGGCUUUCAGCUCAGCUGGUCCUCAGAGUCAGACCUACUACAUCAGCUACGACUCGUAUACAGAGCACCUCCGCUGGCAAAGGACGGCCUCUAAGAUUGCGUCCCAGAGGGUGAACUCAGUCGACCUGUCGUGCUGCAGUUUGGAAGAGCUGCCUGCUCAGCUCUUUUACAGCCAGGACCUUACACAUCUCAAUCUCAAAAACAACUUCAUGUCCCUGCACAAAGGUGUUCCAGCACUCACUAGGUUUUGUAAACUGAGAAGCCUCAGUUUGUCAAAUAACACUCUGUCAGACUUCCCUCUGGCUUUGUGCGACAUCACCUCCCUUACAGAGCUAAACUUGUCUGGAAACCGCCUCUUGUCUCUGCCUGCUGAAGUAGGAACCAUGCACAACCUCCAGACUCUUCUCCUGGAUGGUAACUUGCUGCAUACUCUGCCCGUGGAGCUGGGCACUCUGGAGGGCCUGACCUACCUCGGCUUGUCCUUCAACUGUUUUAGCUGCAUCCCCCCCAUCCUGGAGAAACUCAGAGGCUUGGAGAGACUCUGUCUGGCAGGGAACCAGCUCUCUGUCCUGGAUAUGGCAGGACUGCAGUGGCUGCCAUCUCGCCACAUAGAUCUCAGGCUGAACCGGCUUCAAAAGAUGGCAGUGGGAGACUCGGAGCAGCUGGUCCACAUUGUCCAGCUGGACCUGAGGGACACGGGGUUACAGGAGCUGGAUGUUAGUUGUCUUUGUAGGCUGGAGCUCCUCCGCUGUGACAGAAACACUCUCUCGCUCCUCAGAGUUAAUGGCCACGCCCUCAAGAGCCUGCACGCUGCACACAACGAGCUGAAGCAGCUGGAGGUGCAGCCGGUGCCAGAGAAUCUGUCUGUUCUGGAUUUGUCCUGGAACAAGCUGGGAUGUGUCCCUGCCUGGGUGUGUGAGAGCAGCAGACUGGAGGUGUUGGACAUCAACCACAAUUCUGUUACAGAGCUGCCUAUACAGCUGCUGUCCAGUGGGAGCCUGAGAAAACUGCUGGCAGGCUGGAACAAAGUGUGUCGGCUGGCGGAGAGGCUGGAGAGAUCACAGCUAGAGGUCCUGGACCUCCAACACAACCACCUGACUGAGCUCCCACACAACCUGUUCAUCAAAGCACAGAGCUUGAGAUACCUAAAUGUGUCGGCCAAUAAGCUGGAGAACCUCCCUGAAGCAAGCCAAUCAGAGGACAGCUUCAGCAGCCUGGAGGAGCUCUAUGUCACCAAUAACAUCUUGACAGACAAGUGUGUCCCUCUGCUGACUGGACACAGCCACCUCAGGGUGCUUCACCUGGCCUACAACCAGCUGCAGACCUUCACCGCCAGUAAACUGGCACGACUGGAGAAGCUAGAGGAGCUGGACCUGAGCGGCAACAGGCUGAGGGCUGUGCCCACCACCAUCCUCAGCUGUCAGCGUAUGCACACUCUCUCCGCCCACUCCAACUGCAUCAACGCAUUCCCAGAGGUGCUCCAGCUGCCUGAGAUCAAGUUUGUCGACUUGAGCUGCAACGAGCUCACUGAGGUCACUCUGCCAGAGACACUUCCUCAGAAGCUCCAGGAGCUGGACCUCACAGGAAAUCCUCGCCUCAACCUGGACCACAAGAGCCUGGAGCUUCUCAAUAAUAUCAAAUGUUUCAGGGUGGAUCCAUCACCUUCAGCUCCGUGUGUGAGUGAGAGCCACGGGGCCCCUGCAGUCUGGAGCCACGGCUACACCGAGGCCUCCGGAGUGAAAAACAAGCUGUGCGUGGCUGCUCUGGCUCUAGACAGCUUCUGUGGGAUUCGUGAAGCUCUGUACGGAGUUUUUGACGGAGACAAGAACGUCGAGGUGCCUUACUUGCUGCAGUGCACCAUGGGAGAUGUGCUAGCAGAGGAGCUUCACAGGGGCCAGAGGCAGGAAGAUUACAUGACCAACACUUUCCUCACCAUGCAACGGAAACUGGGCACAGCAGGCCAGAGGAUGGGAGGUUCAGCGGCUUUAUGUCACAUCAGACACGACCCGGUGGCUCCCGGUGAGCGCGGCGGCUGCUUCACCCUGAAGGCCGCCAAUGUCGGCAGGUGCCAGGCUGUUCUGUGCCGCGACGGUAAAGCUAUGCAACUUUCCACCACACACACCGUCAAAGAGGAGCCAGAGUACCAGAGGGUCCGGCAGCAUAACUCCAUCAUCACCGAGGACAACAAAGUCAGUGGUGUAACUGACUCCACCAGAAUUAUGGGUUACUCCUUCCUGUGCCCGUCUGUCACCCCCAGACCCCACGUCUCCACGGUGACCCUCACACCCCAGGAUGAGUUCUUUCUCUUGGGCAGCCGGGGCUUGUGGGACAUGUUGUCUCCCAGCGAGGCGGUGGAGGCGGUCAGGAAUGUGCCGGACGCUCUGGCUGCCGCUAAGAAGCUGGUGACUCUGGCUCAGAGCUCCGGCUGCUCCGACAGCCUCAGCGCUGUUGUCGUCCAGCUCAGCAUCACAGAAGACUGCUGCUGUUUCUGCGAGCCGCCCCCCCCUCCCAGCCCGGGCCUGGGAACACACACCAGCACCCACCCCUACUCGGCAAGCGGUGACGGCGGCAUACCGCUGCCGCCGGCCUCCUCGGGAACGGUGAGCGAGCUGAGCAGCGAGUUCAGCACGUCUGAGAUGAGCAGCGAGGUCGGAUCCACGGCGUCCUCAGAGGAGCCGCCGCCUCAGACCGAGCCCCUCACGUGUCACUUCAAUCCGCUGGGGCGAGCCGGCACGCGGAGACCGGCCUGUGGAGGUGGGAGCUUCCAUAGACAGUUCUCAGGCGCUCUGUCUGACAACGGGGUGGACAGCGAGGACGAAGAGCCCAUCGCUGGCGUUUUCUCUAACGGCAGCCGCGUAGAGGUGGAGGCCGACGUCCACUGUCUGCACCGCCAUGACUGCCCGGCACACCAAACACACACUCACGCGCAACCAAGCACAAACGUCCCUGCUGCUGUCGCCUCACAUCAUGAGCCUUCGCCUCUCCCUUUCUCGUCUCCCUCCCCGGUCCCUCCCUCCUCUCCCUGCCUCAGCGGGGACGGUCAGUCGGGGACUCUUCGCCGCCGGGCUCGCGCUAACGGCUCCGUGGCCUGCCAAGGAAGGAGCCAGGACCUCAUAGAGGUGGCGGCCGACGCCCCCAUCAGGAAGCAGGGGGGCUACUUCAACGCUCCUGCCCAGCCGGACCCCGACGACCAGCUCAUCAUCCCACCAGAGCUGGAAGAGGAAGUACGGCAGAUCAUCCAGCAGCAGCAGCAGCAGCAGCAGCAGCAGCAGCAGCAGAUUCAAACACACAACCAGCCAGCACUCAGCUACCAGAAACCUGCAGACUAUUUCGUCACACCCCUUUAACUCCUGCUCCGCCUCUACAACAGCUGGUGUCAACUUCUCAUCCAGGAUUUCAGAUGGAGAACUGUGGAAUGUGGACUGUCUGUCUUGAUGCUCUGCACUGCAUUAAGUUGUACCGCUCCCUCCAAAAGCCUCAGAGUUUUCUGUACACGCGUCUGGACCAGAAAAACUGUGUUUUGGUAUGGUUUUUGUUAUUUACUUUAUUUUUUUACUGUUAACUCUAUGCCCCUUGAAACACGAUGCAAUUUUUUACAACACUUUAUGUUGAUUAUACCUUCACAUGUAAUUCAUUUGUACCAUAUCUUUGAUUUGAAGAAGCACUUUGAAUGCUUUUUAUUUGACUUUUGAGAUUCAUUCUAUGUGACAUGGUACUUUGAGGUAGGGGCCAUUCUGUUUUUGUGUUGUAGCAGACGCUUCUCCUGUGUGUCGCGGCUGAUGGCCUUACAGUUGUCGGAGUUAGUAGAACUGUUAAACUAACUCCUAGGAGUUUAAUACUUUAAAGUGACCUAGUCACUGAAGCGUACUAAUAUUCUCUGAGAGAAAAGAUGAUUAUUUCAAAAGGCUGACGUUCCAGGUUUCUGUUCUCGGGGGUAGAGUGCAGAGUUCAGAGUGGUGCUGCAGUGCUGAGUAAAUGCUAAACGGUGGGGGGGAUCCUACAGUGACUACCAGCUCAAUGAAUGUUCUCAGAACAGUGUUACACACAUCUUCAUAAUAGCAAAUCGCACAAGAGAGCUACUUUUACUAUAUAAUAAAUUAAAGUUUUCAGAUAA
Anoplopoma fimbria (sablefish) is the source of this 6503-nucleotide messenger RNA. Its product is annotated as PH domain leucine-rich repeat protein phosphatase 1-like. Lineage: Eukaryota; Metazoa; Chordata; Actinopteri; Perciformes; Anoplopomatidae. Gene Ontology annotation, molecular function: protein binding. The record is from RefSeq and is a predicted model, not a curated record.